AUGCAACAUGUUCAAGAUUGGGAACUGAAGAUGCCUCUUCCAAUUGCUGUACUACAAAAGAUUGAGACGGAAGCUUCGGACACCGCCUUGUACGUGACAGACAACUCAUUGUUUGUUGUUUGUUUAUUGCAUCCUCUGCAACCGCCUUCUAUUGUCUAUAAAUACAGGAACGUGUCUUCUGUACGCUACACACUUCGUACUAUGACCUGUGUUCUCAAGGUUAAUAUCGACUGCGAUGGCUGUGCACAGAAAGUAAAGAAGCUUCUGCAGAAAAUCGAUGGUGUGUAUUCUGUGAAAAUAGAUGCAGAUGAAGGGAAAGUGGUAGUGGCAGGCGAUGUGGAUCCAGCGAAACUAGUAAAAAAGCUGAAGAUGGGAGGGAAGCAUGCUGAGAUAUGGGGUGGCCAGAAAGGAAUGAUGUACAAUCAGAACUAUCCGAUCAACCCCAAGUUCCAGAACAUGCAAGUUGAUAACAACAAAGGGGGGAAAGACAAUAAGUCUCAAAAUCAAAAGGGUCAGAAAGGUGGUGGUGGUGGUGGCGGUGGCGGUGGAGGUCAAGGUCAAGUUGGUCAAAUAGCACACUUCCCAAAUAUGAAAGGGGUUCAGGAUCUUAAGGUACCUGUCAAGGAACAAAAAUCUGUCAAAUUCAACUUACCAGAGGAGGAUUUUGAUGGCAGCGAUGAUGGUUUUGAUGAAUAUGAGGACAGUUUUGAUGACUAUGAUCAUGAAGAGGAAGAGGAAGGGUUAGGCCGUGUGCAUGGCCAUCCAAUGUAUCACAGCAAGAUGAUGCCAAAGAUGGGGGAUGGGCGUGGGCCUCAUGGGCCUGCUGGUGUGAUGAAUGGCCAUAAAGGCCAUGUUGGUGGGAGUAGGAAUGAUAAUGGAAGUGCCAAGAAAGGUGACCUCAUAGAUCAAACAACGCUAACGAAGGGCAAAGGUGGAAAUUACAGUGAAGCCAAAGAUGACAAUAAUGAGGGAAAGAAAAGUAGCCAAAAAGGUGAAAUCAAGAAGGGGGAUAAGUCUAAGGGAGAUUUUAUUAAGAAAAAGGAUGCCAAAAGUGAUGGGGGAUUGCUAGGUCGGUUUCUAGGCUUUGGGAAAAAGAGCAAGAAGGUGGAAUUAAAAGAAGCAACUUAUACCAACAAGAGCAAGAACCAAAACAAUGAAAGUGGAAAUAAGAAAGACAAGGAAGGGAAAUUGGAGGACCAUAGUAAUAUUAAAAAUGAUUUUGAUUUUGAUGAUUAUGACAAGACCCCUCUCCUUCACAAAAAUGGCAAAGUAGGCCAGAUGGGCCCAAGCCCAAAAGUGGGAAAUUACCCAAUGGCCCAUCAGGCAGUGCAAGGUGAUGGUGGGUAUUAUCAAGGGAUGCAAAUGCAAGGUGUUCCAUAUAAUCACCUUCAGCAACAGCAGUACAUGGGUAUGAUGAUGAACCAACAUCAGCAUCAACAUCAACGACAUGAAGCAAGUAUGAACAGCAACAACCUGUAUCCAACAAACAUGAUGAUGUAUGGCAGGCCACAUCCAUCUAUGAACUACAUGGCACCACCUCCUAUGCCAUCUCAUCCAAUGACUGAUCCUAUUACUCAUACUUUCAGUGAUGAAAAUGUUGAGAGCUGCAUUGUCAUGUAG
This is a messenger RNA of Sphenostylis stenocarpa, 1620 nucleotides long. NCBI's taxonomy places the organism in Eukaryota, Viridiplantae, Streptophyta, Magnoliopsida, Fabales, Fabaceae. The record is from the annotation of a GenBank genome assembly.